This is a messenger RNA of Hyaloscypha bicolor E, 9960 nucleotides long. RefSeq lists its product as uncharacterized. The coding region runs from base 1 to 9774 and encodes 3257 amino acids. The record is from RefSeq and is a predicted model, not a curated record. The transcript has 8 exons. NCBI's taxonomy places the organism in Eukaryota, Fungi, Ascomycota, Leotiomycetes, Helotiales, Hyaloscyphaceae.
AUGGACACCAAGGGUAACCUGUUCAAGGCGGUGUACAACCAUCUUGUCUUGCCUCCACGUCUACCUGAACGACAAGAUGCGAAGCUGGCGCAAAUUGGGCACGAAAUUCUUGACAGAUUGGCCAGUGCGACACGAUUUCUUACAUUCCUUCAAGACAAUCCCUUCUCUCGAGAACACAAAAUCCUUUUUCAGAGCCUCCGGAGCUGCAGGAUCGUGAACGAAGGCGGGAAACUCGACACAACCUCACUGUUGGCAGCAUUUCGAACUCUGGAGUGCAAUCAUGUCCUGAUCCUACAUAUCACGGAGCAGAACACUGGCCUGCUUAUCCGACGAGAACAUAGUACCAACGGUGAUCGCGUUAUCUUUGAAGCGUUUGAAGCUUCACCCCUCUCGGAGCAUGUCCUUUCUGCAACGACUUUAGAAUGGGACUUCCCUGGCUGCGCCGUUUCUGUUCCGUGCGAAGCCUUCAACAGCGAAACCUUCCAGAUCGAGCUCUCAAGUUUCCUCGAGCGCGCGAGCAUCGAGCCCGUUCGAAGGUUUACUCCUCAGGCGUAUAAAGAACGAGCUUCAAUCUCCGAAAGUCGUGACACGGUCGAUCCUGGACUCACAACCCAGAUUUUGAUGCCUAUUCUGGAAGUUAAUGGCACGCGAAUUUUCCACGCCAUUCUCAAAAAACGCGUACGAGAUGAUGUCUGCUGGUCCGAAGGGGCUCACAAGCCUUGGAGACGUUGCCCUUUUUGGCUUGUACUACGAGUCGCGGUACAACGGCACCUCUCGACAUUACUUGAUGGCGAGCUUGGGAGAUUGCAAUACAAGUUCUUGAUCUGUUUGGUUUUAUCCCAACUUCUCAAGGAUUCAAUUCCAUCCCGCGAGAACUCAGUUCCAUCUCUCGAUCUGGAACUAUUAGUGUUCCUCAAGGUGAAGCUCUGUCGCCGUAUAGCCAAGCUUGAGGCUGAGAAAGACAGGGCUCCUCUACAAAUUCGCCAAGCUUACGAGACAAUGUUCCAGCUGCUUGAGGUAGAAUUCCUUCAGCAAACCAAGCGCGCAACCGAGUUUGUAGCAAAGCGCUGGACACACUUUAAGAGUGCCGUUAGCAGACGCAUCCCAAAGCUCCCAUAUCAUCUAGCUCGCACAAGUGGCUACGUGGAGGGGCAGCAGCCUUUUCUGAUCUUGAACCUCCCCAACAGCAUGAAAUAUCUGGACAGAGUGCUCAAAGGGGCCCAGCAAAACACUGUUCAACAAGGCUCUGGAACAUCCAGAUUACCUAGCGAUUUCGAUCCGUCGCUUGCCGUUCCACAAGCAAUGUCGAAAUAUGUAAAGAAGUAUCAAGACCUGGGCGAAAGAGAAUGCGACAUCGAGAGUGAUAUUCAAUAUGUUCCGACGUCGACGCUCAACUGUGAGGCACUAUGUUCCGAACUUGCUCGUUCGAUGAAAACCUACAUUAAGCAGGUAGCAGACGCUUACGAUAAAAAUCCCGAACAGAAAAGCAUCAUGCUUCUGACGUUAAUGGAAAUGUGGAUGUCAAUGGACAAAUGUGCGAUCAAAAAUUUCCCCCUGUUGCAGGACUACGACCCGGGAUUUCCACUUGAAAUUUUAGACACUCUACAGCUGUCCUACUUGAGCGAUAUGAAGCGCUUACAGACUGUGCGGCUCUAUCUUCGACACAGACAUGCGGAAUCUAAAGGCUCACGUAUGACGAUCUUCUACGAGCCUUCUAAGGGAUGCUUUGCAGAGCGAUAUUACGACGAGUCUCCAAACGCUUCAAACCUAAAAGAACUCCACGAUCGCAUCGAAAAGGACGCCCAACAUAAUCGGGCAAAGAAGACGAAAGAAUGGAAGAAAAUGACAGAAAAAUACAACGAACUGCGAAAGAAGCACUCUGAAAGCGAAUGUGUUUACUACACGGAUGAAUUUCUCGUCAGAAGCCACAGCCCGCAUUGUAGUAAAUGCUAUCUAGAGCGAUCGGCGGCGGAAAUGAGGAUCAAGAUCUACGAGCACCCGUUGCCAUCCAAUCUCGUCCAGGCCAAGAGUGUUGUGUUUGAGUUGAACUGCCCCGAAGCUUUUCUUGAUUAUCGGGAAGCGACCUGGACAUUGCUCGGGUCGUUCGGGGCACCAGACCUAUUGCCUAGCCAAGCACUGGCCCACCGGCUCUCAGCAUAUUCGGAACUCUCUGCCUACUUGAAACCGGGCCAGGGCAAAGAGUACGGCAUUUGUCUCGCGUCAACCAAAAAGUCGCAUCUCGGCACUCAUUACUUGGAGCGAAGUUUCCCUGUGAGCGAAAAUGACCUGUUUCGAUCGAACGGGAUGGAGUUUUGUUACUUCGAUGACAAGCUCAAAGUGUGGCCCUCACGACUGUUCUUCAAACCAAGCUUCGCCCAUCAUUGCGAGCUACCCCUGACGCGAAGUUCCCCACUAUUCUCCUUCAUUGCUUCUAUGAAGCUGAGUAUCAAUUCGAAUGGCCCUUCCUCGUACCAAGUAGUCGCCAACCAGACGCACUGCCCAACUGGGCUCAAUGCACAUGAGUUCUUGGGAUAUUUGUAUUUGUUUUCAGGCAAAGAGCGACGAUGGCUACAGAUUCUUAACGAACUUGGUUCUUCCAAUUUGAAUUUUAGCUCAGAGACUACCACGUUGCUAGUAUCAAGUCUGGCUCUCCAAGUCGGGCCGUCAUCUUCGGAGGAGGACCACCACCUUGGCACUGUUCACAACCCACUCCGCGAUGGAGCCUUCUGUACCAGGCUCAUAGACCAGCUCCGCUGGCGCCUUGAAGAUAUUUCGUCCAAUUGGCGGGAGAUGAAUUGCAUGGAGACGAUAAUUACUUUGCUGCUCCAAUUGCAUCAUUUAGGAAAUGUUCGUCAUCAGCAAGCUUCCGAGUUGCUCCAGAAAGUUCGGGACGUCACCAUGUCCUGGAUAGGAGCUCUGCGACAGGAGGCCCAAACAGUAAGAGAUACAGGAACGUCUGACAGAUGCUCCAAAUACGCUCUCUGGGCUGCGCUCCUUUGCAGAAGAACAUUUGCUUUGCAUGUUGACGGCAACUCCAAUAGUCUUGACCCGCUCGCACUCCGGACAUUCCUCGAUUGUUCGGUAGCUCUGCAAGACAAUUUGGUCAGUGACCCUGUUGGGCUGAAGGGGGCUCUGGAACGCGCUGUCAUCAGGGAUGCGAAGAUGGCCUCCCGGUUGAGAUACAUCCUUCGUCAAACUGUCGAAGACUACCCUGACGCCUUGAUAGCCUUCAUCUUUACCAUAUGGCCUAAUAUUCGAGACGACCCUACGGCGAAGCUGAAUCCACCCAGGUUUCUCCCGGGAGUAGAGAAUUGCUGGGUCGAAAUCAAAAUUCAAUUUCCCGCUGUCCAUGCAGUACAAAUCAUUCACGUCCAUCUCCUCGAAGGCCACUUCCUUGUUAUGGGCCAACCUCUAGGAAGCUUGUCAGCAGUUUACCGGGAAUCCGUCACCGUCCAGGCACUAUUUGGGAGUCAAAGCCUGUUGACGUAUCCAUCGUAUUUGACAGACAUGUCACAUGUCUUGAAGCUCAGCCCCAACGGCCAUCAAAUACACCUUGGACUUCGCAAUGGCAAAGUUCUUGUUCGUGCGAUGUUUCGGGGUAAAUUGCUUGAACUUAUCCCGGCCAAAGUCUUCUACAGUACCAGAAGUUUCGAUCUUCCAUCCUCUUUGAUCAACGAUUGCGUGCAUUGGCUGGAUUUGAAGAGUGGGAUUCUUGAAAUUCGACAUCAAUCAAAUAUCUGGUAUGAGAAACUAUCAAACUGGAAACUCAAUGUGAAGACGAAAACGGCCCUGCGUCGGACGGUCAGACUGGUCAACCCUCAAUCGAGCAUCUUCCAAGCCAUUGCGAACAUCUUCCAAGGAUUCGAAGGCCCUCAGCACCUCACUGUUUUCCAACCAGAAUUUCGACCUCUAUCUGUAGAACUCAAGCGCCUGGGUCUCUCUUUCACCGUUAAUGGAAGAGGCUGGCUUGAAUCGCCUCAACUUAAAGCUGAGAUCAACAAUAACCAGGACGCUGGAACUUGGUACGGACUUUCCUCGAAAAUUGUUCUUACUGAAGUACUUCGAGAUGCGCAGGCAAAGCAGCACAUUGUUCCUCCAAAUCCUCGUCGAAGUAUUGUCGUGCCGAUGGGAACAAUGCUCUACGAGCGACAUGGACCUCACGUGGAAGUCAAGGUCGACAAUGAUGGCGCUUAUGGCAUUUUCACGAUCAACAAUAUUCUUCAGCGGGUUGACUGUCAAGCUGAGCCACGACUGCUCUACUUGAAAGCUCAAUAUCAUGCUUUCACCUCUUUUGUGAUUCCUGAUCCUCUUACAGGCCGAACAGGAACUGAAGAAGCCUUACACCUCCUACGCUCGGGUAUCUGUCAACCAUGGUCGCCCCUUACUGAGGGCCAAAAUCGAGGAUUGAUCUGGAUAUCGAAACUCACACCCCGCCGAGAAUAUUAUCCGACACAUUUGAAAGUCAUGCAGAAGACUUUCUGGGAUCCUCAUUUGACUACGAAUAUCCAGCAUGACUGCUUCCGAGCCUUUGUUGAUGCUAUUCAUAAGCGAUCGGAGGAACUCGCGAUAUUCAGUUCCCAGAGCUUUCAAAUUCCUCAGCUAGGCCCGACUGGUGAGCGCCAUUUGACUGAACGCAGCCAACUUCGUCGCCAAGUUUAUCAACGACCGAAUUCUGGGUUCUUAAAACAGACUCUGGCUGAAAAAAACCUCCCAUAUCCUGCAAGACAUUUUCAGAAGGCUACUCCGGUUCGAGAGAACGUCCUGGAAAUAACUCGACUGGUUCGAAGCUGGUCAUCAAGAUUCCCGACCACAGAAGACUUGGCCGGCUUACUUCAUGGCCAAUCAGUUAUUGGAGGGUUCAAGCAAGAAUACAAUUCUAUGCUUCUCAGCGACCUCCUUGAUCUGGAUCUGUCAAUCCACUGGGGUUCUUUGGUCAAUUUUUGUUGCAGCCGUGGAUACGAAGAUCGAUAUGAAAUGAUGUUCGUUUUUGCGGUUAUGACAUUCAGUCAUACCAGCCAGGAAGAAUUGGCCCUCAUUAGAGCACUGCUGGCAUUCGCGGUCUUUACUGAGCUGAAGAAGGUUGAACAACCAAUUUGGCCAUCAUACAGCAACUUUCAAUUCUCGGAAAUUCCCAUGCUUGGGCGCCUAUUCCCUUUGAUCCAUCCAUUUCUGGUUCCGUAUCCAGGAGACGACAGGUCCAUUUUAGAAGGCACCGAAUUCAAUAUGGGGGUGAGGCAAUGGAGGCAACUCGAGAACCAGGAGCGUGUAUAUAUGCAGCAACAAGAGAACGAUGGGAAGAGAUUCAUCAGAUUCCUCUUGGAACAAUGGCCGUGCCAAGAACCCAAACUUGACGACCUUCCAGAUUCGCUGUUGAUUGAUAGUUCGCGAGCCCUCGAUGCAGUUCUUCCAGAGUGGUUCCGCUUGUACCGAAAUUCCCAACUUUCCGUUUUCCUCACCGCCGCUCAGAAGGUCCUGGACGCCCAUAGUUGCGAACCUCAAAUUCCAUUGGCCUUUGAAGUUAGAGAACAGGAGGUAUUGCCGACCCGUGUUCGAGGUGGGGAUUUUCCGCAACUCUCGGAUCUACUCCGAAAAACCUGCAGAGGCAGAGACGAGAAUUCAAGCAUGCCCAAGCCUCGAAUGUCCCCAACGAAUGUGGACGUCGGCAAAAUGGAGACCAUAGCUGCAAUCGCUGUUGAACAAGUCAACGGAAUGUCCCAGAAAAAUGAGGACAAUAGCACACCUGAGGAAGCGACCGCCGUUGUCCCGACUGAAGCCCUCGAACUCACACAAAUUCAAGGUAUAGUUGGGCGGCUUAUGAAAUCGAAGCAAUCAGUACGCCGGCAGUAUGGCCAAGAUCUCGGCCAUAGUCUAGUCGCAUUUCGAAGACUGAAAGGUGCUUCGCCAACGCCGAAACUCGAGGUGCACGAAGCAGCACGCCUCGUUUCACAAAUCCCUCAAGCUCAAUUGUGUGUUGGUCAGCAUCUCAGUUGCCUCCAAGGCAGUUUUGAAGGAUCGGAAACUCCAGAAUCGGUUACAAAAUGGCUAAAGUACGGUGAUCUUUGGCCAUGUGUCACUCCAGUGACCCUUCUCGAAACUUUACGUUCUACGACGAGCAUUAAUUUCGGUAAAGGCAUGAAGGAGAGUCUCACAGGCUACGCACUAUCUAUCACAUCAUUGCAGCGCCUGUUGAGGAUGGAUUCCGCUUACCAGAAACGGAACCUGCAGCGAUUCAUGGAAGAGUUUGAGAAUGUUGGUCAUUCUAACUGGCAACCGUUGGUUCAGACUGAUUGGCUUCUCCUCGAAAUUGACGCAAAUCUGUUAAUUCGCCCUGGUCAAAUCGAAGUUGCAGUGGCGACCAUAUCCCCGGCUUCUCAAUCCAAUUCGGUUUUACAGAUGAACAUGGGACAAGGCAAAACCUCGUGCAUCAUGCCUAUGGCUGCGGCUGUUUUGGCAAACGGAAAAAACUUACUAAGGGUUAUCGUCCCCAAGCCCCUCCUGCUCCAGACAGCCCAACUAAUGCACUCACGCCUUGGUGGACUACUUGGGCGCAAGAUUAUCCACAUCCCUUUCUCUCGAAAGACUCGCACUGAUAUGGACGUUUUGGGUAAGUUCGAUGCGAUUCACUCAAACAUGAGAAAGUCCUCAGGGGUUGUGCUUGCACUGCCAGAGCACAUUUUAUCGUUCAAGCUCAGUGGGCAACAACAGCUCUUGGAUGGCCGUGUCCAGGAGGCCAAGAGGAUGAUCCAAAUACAACAUUGGAUGUCGCAGGUCUCUCGCGAUGUUAUCGACGAAGCAGACUCUAUUCUUGCCAUCAGAACACAGCUUAUAUACCCGUCUGGCACCCAAAAGACUGUGGACGGCCAUCCGCAGCGAUGGUUGGUAGCGGAAGCAUUGCUGAGGCAAGUUCGUGGACAUCUAGAUAGUCUGCACCACGAGUUUCCCCAUAGCAUUGAGGUUGUGCGGAGACCAGAUGGUGGCCUGCCAUUUGUGUUCUUCCUCCGUAAAGAUGUCGAGGAUAGAAUGCUCUCGCUGUUAGUCGACGAUAUCUAUUGGGGACGAACUUCCAUACUGCCGGCAGAGAUUCCCAAAUCUGACCGUGUUCUCAUCAAAGCAUUUAUCUCGGAACCACGAGUGUCCUCAACACUGGCAAAAUCGAUUGAAUAUAUGUUUCCAGAUAAGCCUGCUCUAAAGCAGGUCACAUAUCUGCUGCGCGGCCUGAUCGUACAUCGAAUACUUCUGAUGGCUUUGAAGAAGCGCUGGAAUGUCCAGUAUGGUCUGCACUCUGCGAGAGACCCCAUGGCAGUUCCCUUUACUGCAAAGGGGCAACCAUCGGAACAAGCUGAGUGGGGUCAUCCUGAUGUUGCAAUCCUGUUCACAUGUCUCGCGUUUUAUUACCAAGGUCUAAGCAGUGAGCAAUUGCGACAAACCUUGGAACACGUCUCCAAAUCAGACGAUCCAUCACGGACAUACGAGCGUUUUUCACAAGAUUCAGAUCUUCCAGGUUCGCUCCGAAUGUGGAAUGCAAUCAACGUAGAUGAUGAUAUCCAGCUUCAAGAACUUUGGAGAAAACUUCAUGCUAGGGUGGUUGUGAUCGACUACUUCUUGAACAAUCAUGUCUUUCCGCGAUAUGCUCGGCAAUUCCACAUGAAGCUUCAGGCUUCAGGCUGGGACAUCCCGCUAUUCUCUGCACAAAUUAAAAGCGAAUCUACUCUCGGAGUUCGAUUAUCAGCCGAAUCAACGGCACUCACAACCGGGUUCAGCGGUACAAAUGACUGGAAGAGAAUUUUGCCUUUGACCAUUUCACAGAAUGAUCUACCAGGACUUUCUCAUACCAACGCCGAAGUCUUGUCAUAUCUCCUGGAGCCCCGAAAUCGUGGUUAUAUACUUGCUGCCGACAACCGUGGAAGGCAUUUAUCUGAGGUCGGCCUACUGAAUUCAAUGAAGAUGUGGAAAAUUCGAGUCCUUAUCGAUGCUGGGGCACAAAUAUUGGAAAUGAAUAAUCGUGAUCUGGUCAAGGCAUGGCUGGAUAUCGACACAGAGGCUCCUGCGGCCGUUUACUUUGGUGACGACAACAGAACUCUUGUGUACUAUCGACAAGGGUACUCGAUACCUCUUUUGGCGUCAACUUUCGCAGACGAUUUGAGCGAGUGUUUAGUGUACCUAGAUGAGGCCCACACUCGCGGCACCGACCUGAAGUUGCCUCCCAGAGCCAUUGGAGCACUUACUCUAGGACUUGGUCAGACGAAGGACCACACUGUACAAGCUGCUAUGCGACUACGACAGCUAGGCACAACCCAAUCCGUUUUGUUCUUCGCACCUCCAGAAGUCCAUCAAAGUAUUCUUGAUCUGGUUAAGAAGACUGAGCACGAUACAAUUACUUCGCACGAAGUUAUUUGCUGGCUUCUUGAUCAAACCUGUAAUGGCAUUGAACAACUCUUGCCGCUGUACUAUUCACAAGGCAUGGACUUUUGUCGCCGAACCCAGGCCGGGUUAGACAAUUCCGACUUUCUUGUUAAUACCGAGCAACGCGACGCAUACCUUGGUUCGCUGAGGCAAAUCGAGCAGCAAUCUCUGGCGCAGCUCUACGGAGUAAGUGCUAAGAAGAAGCCCCCUAGAGCUCUAACUUCGACAUCGCCACAAAUUCUACCUUUCAUGAACGAACUCGAUUCCCGACGGAAGGCUUUUCAAGACUCUGGGGCGGCUGUACAUGCUUCUGCAUUACAGGAGGUGGAACAGGAAAGAGAGGUCGCUUAUGAGGUUGAAGCCGUUCGCGAAGUCCAGAAGCCAGUGCACUAUACCGCACUCGGAUUCCCGCCUAUACACAGAGAUAUUCUGACUUUUGCAACUACCGGAAGACUUACAGCUGAUUCGGCGGGGUAUGAGCUGGCUUUUGAUGCGAUGAGCCGAACCUUACUCGGACGCAAAUAUAAUGUCAGCAGCAAUGGAACCUCAGGCAAGCUGUUCAUAUCCACGGAAUUCACACGAACCGUCAAAUUUCCCGGUCGGCCGUACGAUAAUUUCCAGCGCUCAGUUAACUGGAUUCUCUGGAGCACGGUUUCCGAAGCGGCUUUGGUCAUCAUCCCCGAAGAAGUAGAAAUUCUUCUUCCAAUCGUUAGGAUUACAACAGAUUCGCCGACAUACCUCCUAGCAUACGCGGCUCCAGUUACUCGAAGAAUGCUGCACUUCGGUGACCUGAAAUUCUACUCGGUCCCCACCUUACCUCAGGACUGGCAGGCUCCGAUGUGGCUGAAGCUUGAGGUAGGAAUUUACGCCGGUCGUUUGUACUUCGACUUCACCGAAUACCAUUCAACUCUAGACUUCCUAGGCAUCCGCCAUAAUGAAGGCAACCUUGAGAUAUCUGAAGACACGGACGACGAGGACCUUGAUAGUUCCAUGGGAUCAACAAAUGUAGAGAAGUCAAAAGUCUUCACCCGCAGACCUUUGACCUUCCUGCAGGAAUGGCUCGCAAUCCGUCGCAAGGGGCAGAAUUUCGAUCAGACGCCGAUGGGAUUUAUUUGCCAAGGAAAGGUGCUUCUGCAAUCUUACCAUUUCUUCUCUGAGAUGGAGAGCACGAUGGCUGUGAAGAAGGAAGGUGUGGAAAGCAGUCUAGCAACUCCCGGCGGACUACAGGAGGUGGAAGAAGUGGAAGAGGAAUUUGAGGAUGAAGACCAGGGGGAGAUAAUUCGUCCAGAGGACUUGAAGGAGGACUUCGAUGUCAGAAAUUUGAACACAGCUGAUCAGGUCCUGGAUUACGACAAGGAUGAGGAUGACUAGACGGAGACGAAGUGUGUAAGCAAAUGUGGAACGUCCAGAGACGAUGUAUGAGUAGAUAUGAGAUCAUGACUCUUUACGUAUCGAGGCUCUGAUGAGUCUUGCUCUUAAGUAAAUUGCCGAAAUGGAGAAAGCUACUUGCCGAAAGAUUUGGGCCCUAGCUGCAGAAUUUCAGAUGGUUAAUGGCUC